AAUUCUCCUCCGGCUCCGAGCUAUGGCUACGUGUUCCCUCUGGGCGCCACCGUCUUUCUCUCCCCGCCGGCGAUUCUUUAGCUUUUCUCACAAUCGCCUGUCUCUAUCUUCAAUGUUAAGUUUCCGCAAAGAGCGUGUCUCACGAAGAGUCCUUUGUAGCUACGAAGAAAAUGACAGAGAUCGGACUCAAUCUACCGGAAUUCAACUCUACGGCGAGAUUGAGAGGUUAUUGACAGAGACUGUUAAACAAUCUCAGAGUAGUUCCGGUGGAUCCUCUGAUUGGUCAGAAGUCGAGGGAGCAUGGGUGCUGAAACCAAGAAACUCGAAACCGAAGAUGGUUGUUCAUUUCAUUGGCGGUAUAUUUGUUGGUGCAGCACCACAGCUUACCUAUCGAUUGUUUCUUGAGAGAUUAGCAGAGAAGGAUAUUUUAGUUAUCGCGACACCCUAUGCUAGUGGUUUUGACCACUUCAAUAUUGCAGAUGAAGUACAAUUUAAGUUUGAUAGAUGCUGCCGAUCUCUAAAAGAAAUAGUGCAGGAUCUUCCAUCUUUUGGGAUCGGUCAUUCACUGGGAUCCGUCAUUCACCUUCUGAUUGGAUCAAGGUAUGCCGUUCAGCGAAAUGGGAAUGUAUUUAUGGCAUUCAAUAACAAGGAAGCGAGCUUAGCUAUUCCUUUGUUCUCCCCAGUUCUUGUGCCGAUGGCCCAAAGACUUGGACCACUGUUAUCACAGAUGGCAACCUCCCCAACAAUCCGCCUUGGGGCAGAGAUGACCCGAAAGCAAUUAGAAACGCUUAGCCCUCCCAUCAUGAAGCAAAUUCUUCCAUUAGUGGAACAGCUCCCUCCCUUGUACAUGGACUUAGUAAAGGGAAGAGAAGAUUUUAUUCCAAAACCAGAAGAAACAAGACGCCUUAUAAGAUCCUACUAUGGAAUCUCUAGGAAUCUGUUGAUAAAAUUUGAGGAUGAUUCAAUAGAUGAAACAUCAAUCCUGGCUCAGGUGCUUGGUGUGGAAUCGUCCAUUAGCUCAAAGCUAGACAUGUCUAUCCGUACACUGCCAGGAGAUCACGGUCUCCCUCUGCAACAGGCUCUUCCGGAUGUUCCACCAGGAAUGGUAGAAGCUGUGAAUCGAGGAAGUGAGUUUUUAGCAAAUAUUGCUGUCGGGACUCCGUGGGAAUCUAUGGCUAAAGAGGUUGGAGGUUCGCUGGGAAUGGACUCGAAGAUCCUUCGUGCUGAUAUGUCCAAAGACCUUGCCCUGCUUGUCGAUGCAAUCACUUCUUGGAUGGCUUCAAAUAUGGGUCCAAAACUUCUGAGACCAUAAUGUUUCUCAUGUACACAACAUAAAAAAAUUCUAAUAACACAGGCGAUUGCAUACUAUUUUAAGUAAUGUAACUGUAUAUAUAUAACAUGAAGAGUUUCGUUAUACAUAAAAAGUCCUGUCGAUA
This is a messenger RNA of Arabidopsis arenosa, 1436 nucleotides long. The record is from the annotation of a GenBank genome assembly. Lineage: Eukaryota; Viridiplantae; Streptophyta; Magnoliopsida; Brassicales; Brassicaceae.